AAUUUGGCCAAUGUUGAUGCCCCGGUUCACAGAGUGACGUCGUCUCAUCGACCAAUCCGCUUAAUUCUUUAUGCCUUAACAAACCCAGUUCGGUUGCUAUAUAAACACAUUGACAACAAGCUUCCAGCACAGAUCUGUGGGAGAAUCGAAUGCCCUGAAGUUAAUCUUAACAUCGGUAUCCACUAUGAAGGCAGUCAGUCCGGUGAGGUCCAUAAGGAAACCCGCCUUGUAUUUUUCGGAGCAUAAUCUCGGGAUCUCACGGAGCAAGAGCUCCUCGGACGACCCGCUCAGUUUACUGUACAACAUGAAUGACUGCUACAGCAGGUUGAAGGAGCUCGUGCCGAGUUUACCGCAGAACAAGAGCGUGAGUAAGAUGGAGAUCUUGCAGCAUGUCAUAGACUACAUUCUGGAUCUUCAGAUCGCACUGGACCAGAACCCGCAACAGCAGGUCCACGGACAGAGCCCUCCAAAAAUGAGCGUCAGAUCACUCGGAGCUGAUAUCAGCAUCAUCUCCUUCCAGCCCAGUAACCCUCCAACAGAUGACCUCUUAAACCUGUCUCGUUGAAAUGGUGUUUCGGGCAUGGAGCAAAAACAGGGGCUUUUUGUGUUUUUUGUCCCGUGUCAUUCGCCUGGAUUUCGUCUUGAAUGACAAAGGACUUCCCUCAAACGGACAUAAAAAGUUUCUGGGUUAGUUAUAUACGGACUUUCAUAUUCUUUCUUCCAAAGGAAGAUUAAAAAAGACUGGAGAUAUUUUAAAGGAAACCCGUAAUUAAGCAAACAAUCUCAAAAAGCAGGUUUUUGUUGUUGCUUUUAUGUUAUCAAGAUGAAGCGCAAAACGAGCGCGCAUUUUAACGGCUCUAAUCCAGUUCGUCAAAGGCUGCGAACUCUGUAAAAAUGUACUUUUUUUGUUUCCUCUUUCUGCUGAAAAUGUGAUGUUUAUAAUAUUACAGAAAUUUUUAUAAUAACAACGUAAAUGGCACUUUUAUACUGUAUAUAGUUAAAUGAGAAGUAUGAAUUCUGUGUCCUUGUCUCAGCUAUAGAUGCAUUGUUUUUGUUGUUUAUCAUUUUUGCAAAUGCAUAAAGCGUAUUAACUUAUUACCGUU
This is a messenger RNA of Rhinichthys klamathensis goyatoka, 1103 nucleotides long. RefSeq names its product inhibitor of DNA binding 2b (gene id2b). Gene Ontology annotation, cellular component: cytoplasm; nucleus. The transcript has 3 exons. NCBI's taxonomy places the organism in Eukaryota, Metazoa, Chordata, Actinopteri, Cypriniformes, Leuciscidae. Gene Ontology annotation, molecular function: protein dimerization activity; transcription regulator activity. The record is from RefSeq and is a predicted model, not a curated record. Gene Ontology annotation, biological process: circadian regulation of gene expression; negative regulation of transcription by RNA polymerase II; cell differentiation. Bases 185 to 565 code for a protein of 126 amino acids.